Messenger RNA from Ambispora leptoticha, 495 nucleotides. The record is from the annotation of a GenBank genome assembly. Lineage: Eukaryota; Fungi; Glomeromycota; Glomeromycetes; Archaeosporales; Ambisporaceae.
AUGUCAACCACGCAAGUCAAAGUAGGCGACACCAUUCCCAAAAAUGUAUAUUUUGGAGAGUUGAAAGAUGGCGAAGAAGACCCGCAAAAAAUUACUAGUGACGAAAUAUUCAAGGGGAAAAAAGUUGUCAUUUUUGGAAUUCCGGGUGCUUUUACGUCUGUUUGCAGUGCCAAACAUCUUCCUCAAUUCGUUGAUCACAGUGAGGAUUUUAAAAAGAAAGGAAUUGAUACCGUCGCCUGUGUUGCUGUUAAUGGCAAAGAAUGGGCAAAGGCACAUAACGUCGAAGGAAAAGUGAGAAUGCUCGCAGACGGUGACGGAGUUUUCCACCGUGGAUUAGGACUUGUACAGAAACUUCCGUUUUCGGGUGAACGUGGUCUUCGAUUCUCUGCAUAUAUAGAAAAUGGUGUUGUCAAGAUUCUUAAUGUGGAAGAGCCUGGUGCACUUGGGUAUAAAGUUAGUGGUCCCGAAAAGAUGCUAAAAGAUUUAGAUGAGUAG